Molecule: messenger RNA, 1480 nt
Organism: Bradysia coprophila
Lineage: Eukaryota; Metazoa; Arthropoda; Insecta; Diptera; Sciaridae
Product: trehalose transporter 1-like protein
Biological process (GO): carbohydrate transport; transmembrane transport
Cellular component (GO): membrane
Molecular function (GO): sugar transmembrane transporter activity
Source: RefSeq, a predicted model, not a curated record
AUGUCAAGUGAUGUUAGCUUAGUGAAACAGAGUGAAUUAACUAGCGAAAAUGUUAAAUAUCAAUUUCUGGCGAGUGUUUGUGUAAACGUUAUAGUGCUCGCUCAAGGCUGCUCAGCGGGAUGGAUGUCACCCUCCUUACCCGUCCUUCUUUCGGAAGAUUCACCCCUAGCCAGUGGAAAAUUGACUUUGGAAGCAGCUAGUUGGAUUGGAUCUUUGUUCGCUCUAGGAGCUGCCGUCGGUGUAAUCAUUUUUGGUACGUUGUCUUUGUUCAUUGGUAACAAAAGAUCACUGCUACUGUGUGCGUUUCCGAUUACGAUAUUUUGGUUUACAGUUAUUUAUGCACAAAAUCCAUGGCAUUUGUCAUUUGGUAGGUUCACGACUGGACUGACUGGAGGAGCUUUCAUUUGCAUUCAACUCUUCGUAGCGGAAAUAGCCGAUCAUAGAAUUCGUGGCGCCCUAGCAUCACUUCUAACUUUAAACUUCAACAUUGGAAUCGUCUUCGGAUACAUAACUGGUGCAUAUUUACAAUGGUUUUCUCGAUGUGUUGUCUUGAUGGUAUUCCCUUUCAUAUUCUUUGUCUUGUUCAGUUUUAUACCGGAAUCGCCCCAAUAUUUCUUAAAAAUUGGACAAACUGAGAAUGCCGAACGAUCGCUAAGAUUUUACAGAAAUUGCAAAGUCGGUUCGGACAACGAAAUGGAACUGCAGAAAGAACUAGCAAAAUUGAUAGAAAUUGCCGAACGCAAUAAAUGUGAAGAAAAGGUGAAAUUGAAAGAUUUUCUCAAUCCAGUGUCCAUGCGCGCAAUGCUAAUCGGACCUAUUCUUAUGGCAGUAAGCCAAUUCAGCGGCACAUUUACACUAGUUAGCUAUGGUGCGACCAUAUUCGAAGAGUCCGGCUCAACUAUGAAUCCGAAUUUAUCGACAAUAAUUUUGGGCUGCUUACAAAUCGCCGGUACGAUCAGUACGUACUUUUUAAUCGAUCGCAUUGGCCGAAAACUAUUGCUGACAAUAUCGUGUAGCGGAGCGGCGAUAGGACUGAGUGUUAUGGGAAUCUAUUGCUACUUGAACAAACAUCAAUCGAAUAUUGAUCUGUCUCAGUACAAUUGGAUUCCAGUCGUCACUCUAUCGUUUGUGAUUUACAUUAGUUCCAUUGGUAUCAUACCCGUACCGUACAUUAUCAUAUCGGAGGUGUUACCACAAAAGAUCAAACGCAUCGGCGGACCAAUUUGCAUGUCGUCAGUAAGUGUCUUUGCAUUCAUAAUGCUGAAAGUAUUUCCGUCGCUAAUGCUGGGAUUAGAUUUAUACGGUUGUAUGUUCCUGUUUUCGGCUGUUAAUGUGUUAGGAAUUAUUUUUACCAAAGUGGUUGUUCCUGAGACAAAGGGUCGAAAUUUAGAUGUUUUGGAUAGUCCAGCAGACCAAAAGGAACGGUCGGAAUGUGAUUUGUACAUAACAAGAUUGUAGAAAUAAAGAUUUUUUUAAAUAA